Aspergillus versicolor CBS 583.65 is the source of this 1191-nucleotide messenger RNA. RefSeq names its product bZIP transcription factor. Bases 38 to 916 code for a protein of 292 amino acids. Lineage: Eukaryota; Fungi; Ascomycota; Eurotiomycetes; Eurotiales; Aspergillaceae. The transcript is spliced from 2 exons. The record is from RefSeq and is a predicted model, not a curated record.
UACUCUCACAUUUUCCUUCCUGCCUUAACGACACCAAAUGCAGCCGCAGCGGAUCCAACAGCAGAGAGUAGCCCUUUCGCGCGAAGAUGACUGGACCGGUGUGUCCAAUCCAGUGACACGGCGCAGAGUGCAGAAUCGCCUCAACCAGAGAGCCUAUCGGUCACGUCAACGAAAAGGUGGCAAAACGUCAAAAGAGACAUCAGAGAAUGACGGCAGCCAUCCACUAUCGAGCUCCCCCAGUCACGACAACCCGCGCUCACAGUCGGGUACGAUUACAUGUAGACUAUCACAGGCGGAGCAUCUCCACUGCACAUUUGCGCCUCCCAAUGUACACGAGCUGAUGGCCAACUUUGAAAGUGGUGCUUUGCAUAGUUACCUUAGCGGUUCGCCACAGACCGACAAUCUCAUUAGUCUAAGCAGAAUCAACGUCCUCCGGGCAGCGUACCAGAACGCUAUCGUUUUAGGUAUGACCGCCGAAUGGAUGUGUCGGGAUGAUACAGUUUCUAUACUCUGCGCCGAAGGUCCCCAUGUCACCCGGACCCAAGGCAAUAUUCCCCCCAGUUUACUCCCAACUGCCUUGCAGCGUGAAACCCCCCAUCAUCCGUGGCUCGAUGUCUUCCCAUUCCCGCGCAUGCGGGACAAUCUCAUCAAAGCGGGCGAUCAUCUUGAUGAUGAUGAACUGUGUCAUGAUUUAACGGCUUUCUGGGAUACACGCAGCAGCAAUGCCACGCUGCUCGUGUGGGGAGAGCCCUGGGAUCCGCAAAGCUGGGAGGUUACUGAAGACUUUGCUAAGAAGUGGGGUACCUUUCUUCAAGGCUGCCCUGAAAUUCUGCGGUCGACGAAUGCUUGGAGAUCCAGGAGGGGAGAUAGGCCUUUAGUGUGGAAACGCAUAUUUGGCCUGAUGUGCGAAAGUUGACCUUUGGAAGAGAUUCGUGGUUGCCGCGUAUUCUAGUAUCAUUCAUGUUUUGUCUAUAACCAGCCCUAAAGCCAUGUUAAGCCUCUGUCUAGCAGCGAGCCUAGAGUCUCUUGUUUUUAUAAGUUCAUGAUUACUGAUUCCGUCGUCUCGUCAUUGAACUGCACCACAUUUAUAACAGCCCUAUACAAUGUUUGUAUUUGCCACCUCUUGCGAUUUAUCUUGAACAUCCAUAAGAGAAUACGCUCAUGCGAACACAUUUAUAUCAUCUGUAAACG